AUGUCAUUUAAGGCUGGAGAUCUAACGAUUCGGGGGGCGGCGAAUCCCCCGCCACCGCCCUCACUCAAGGGCGUGAAGUUCGGCACCCUCUUCACUCCACACAUGGUGAUGAUCGACUCGGUUUCGGAAACCCAAUGGGGUGCACCGGGCAUUGUGCCAUUUCAGAACCUAUCUAUCCCGCCACAGACAGCCUGCCUUCACUAUGGCCUCCAGUGCUUCGAGGGUCUCAAGGCGUACAGGGAUGCGGCCGGUAGAAUACGGCUCUUUCGCCCAGAGCGCAACUGUGAGCGUCUGCUUCGGAGCAUGCAGCGCCUCUGCUUUCCCAGCUUUGAUCCGAAAGAACUGCUAAAGGUGAUCAUGGAGUUCGUCAAGGUGGAGAAGGAUUACAUACCCACAGAACGUGGUUACUCGCUAUACCUUCGGCCGGCUGCCAUCGGCUUCGGCAACACUCUGUCUGCGGCACCGUCUCCACAGGUGAAGCUCUUUGUGAUCGCCUCACCUGUCGGACCGUAUUACGCCUCCGGUAUGAAGCCCGUGAAGUUGCUGGUGGAGGAGAAGCGGAAGCGUGCGUGGCCCGGUGGAACGGGCGAUGUCAAACUCGGCGCCAACUAUGCUGGUCCUAUGCUGGCGCAGAAGGAGGCCGAGGCGCGUGGGUACCAACAGGUGCUUUGGCUGGGGCCUGAUGGUGAAGUGGAAGAGGUUGGUGCAAUGAACUUCAUGUGCCUGUGGCAGCCGUCAAGCGCAAAGCCCGACCUGGAGCUCAUCACCGCCCCGCUUGACGGCUCCGUUCUUCCAGGCGUUACGCGCGACUCCAUCCUGGCAUUGGCGCGGCAGUGGGGUGAGGUGAAGGUAUCGGAGCGAAAAUUCACCAUUGAAGAACUCGUCGAUGCUCUGAAGGAGAAUCGUGUGAUGGAGUGCUUCGGCUGCGGAACCGCGGCGAUUGUCUCCCCUGUUGAGGCCUUACGAUUCAGGGAUAAGGAGUACAAUGUGCCGUGCCCAGAACCUAAGAAAUCUCACACUCAUCGCAUGCUUAAUGCCAUCAUGGACAUCCAGUACGGUGUGGUGGAGCACGAAUGGUCGCAUAUUGUUCAGGUGUAA
This is a messenger RNA of Trypanosoma grayi, 1098 nucleotides long. RefSeq names its product putative branched-chain amino acid aminotransferase,putative. Gene Ontology annotation, biological process: branched-chain amino acid metabolic process. Gene Ontology annotation, molecular function: branched-chain-amino-acid:2-oxoglutarate transaminase activity. The transcript has a single exon. Lineage: Eukaryota; Euglenozoa; Kinetoplastea; Trypanosomatida; Trypanosomatidae. The coding region runs from base 1 to 1098 and encodes 365 amino acids. The record is from RefSeq and is a predicted model, not a curated record.